This is a messenger RNA of Lepisosteus oculatus (spotted gar), 2238 nucleotides long. RefSeq names its product NEDD4 binding protein 2 like 1. Lineage: Eukaryota; Metazoa; Chordata; Actinopteri; Semionotiformes; Lepisosteidae. The record is from RefSeq and is a predicted model, not a curated record.
AAAGUGGUUUAUUCAUCCCGAGCACUUGCAAUGUGAUCGAUCUUCGCAGUACUGAAUCCUACUGUCCAAAGAGGUCACAUGAUGCAGAAAAUACAUUCUGACGCAUCUGAUGUGUAACAGCAAGGAAAACGAAACUUAAGACGUACUGGAUAUAAUUGCAAGGAAUUACAUCCGAUGAACCAUAGAUCAGAGUGGCAAUGGGCGAUGAUUUUGUUCGUGCAUUUGACCACCUCGAUUUGGGGUCGAAUGGCAGACGACGCCGUCGACGACGUCCUCGACCACAGAUGUAUAUCUUGAGAGGUUUGCCAGGAUCGGGAAAGUCAACUCUUGCUAGACAAAUAAAAAAUACUCAUGGCAAUGCGUCCAUAUUCAGCACCGAUGACUUUUUCAGAGAUAGAAAUGGAGAGUAUAAGUUUAAGGCUUAUUUACUGAAAACAGCCCACAAGUGGAAUCAAAAAAGGGCAAGAGAAGCUUUGGAAAAUGGAGAGUCUCCUGUUAUCAUCGAUAACACCAACAUUCACCUCUGGGAAAUGAAGCCAUAUGUUGAAAUGGCUCUCGAGUUUGGGUAUUAUGUCAAUUUUAAAGAACCUGAAACCAGCUGGAAGAACAACGUGUACAAAUUGCAAAGACAAUUAAAGGGUGAGAAUGGAAAGGUACUGAGCAGUGAUGACUACUUCAAGAGAAAUGGAAAAUUUGACUACAAUGAACAAGAUCAGGACAAGGCACACCGGGAGAAUGAGAGAAAAGCAUGGAAAGCCAUGAAAAGAGGGAUAUCCCCUGUAAUCAUUGACAACACCAACGUCCGCCUGUGGUAUAUGAAGUCAUAUGUUGAAAUGGCUGAUGAGUUGCAUUAUACAAUCGAGAUCGUCGAACAAAAAGACAACAAAAAAUGUAGUAUUGAGGAAUUAUACAGGAGAACAAAAGGCACUAUACCAAUGGAUAAGCUGCAGACAAUGCGGGAUACUUUUGAGGAAUAUGAAACUGUGGAUGAUAUACGAAAUGCGAAGGAGCCCUGGAGAGACCACAUCCCGAAGCUCUUUCUCAUGAGGGGUGUUCCAGGAUCAGGAAGAGCAGCUCUAGCAGGGAAGAUAAAGAAAGAUAUUGGUGGAGUAAUAAUCAACACUCGCACGUAUUUCACCGGCAGAGAUGGAGUCUAUCGCUUUCGUCCUGAUUUAUUGCCAAAAGCACACGAAUGGAUUAUAAGAAGAGCUAAAAAGGCCAUGAAGGUUGGAAUUUCACCAGUUAUCAUUGAUACCACCAAUGUCCUUCUCUGGCACAUGAAACCAUAUGUUCAAAUGGCUCUUCAGUAUUAUUAUAAAGUCAUUUUUAAAGAACCGGAAGGCAACAGUGAGCAGGAUGCUUCGGAAUUGUACAGAAGAUCCGGCUGCAGAGUGCCAGAAAGGGUCAUAGGGAACAUGGUGGAGAAGUUCAAAAUGGUCAGAUCACAAUGGCAAGUGCUGAAUUCCGAGGAGCCCUGGAAAUGUCAGGAUUGAAAUCCGAUUAAAAACCUUCAGUAUAGCAGCAAGGCUUUGCCACGCUGUCCUCUGGCUAAUGUGUUAGAUGCUGGAUGUUUUUAAUACAUCGGCACAGAAAAGUACAAUUUUGAAUAUUUCUUUCUUCAGAUUAUGUUAAAUAUAACAACUUUGAGUAUUUGCAGUAUUUGCAAUGGGUUUUAAGUGUGGAAAUGAAAGGGAGUUUUAAUUAUGCAGGUAAAGUUUUGUUCUUUUACACAAACAAAAAACAUAGAAGAUAAUCUGAUUUCUGAUGUUCUUGAAAUAAGUUUCACUAGAAUUCUUAGGCAUUACAAAUCUGAUGCAUAGAAAACAGUUUGGUAGAUUUUAUUUUUUGUAGUAGACUGGAAGGCUAACAGGUGUAAACUAAACUUGAGAUACUGUCCUGUUCUGAGUUGUUGCCUGUUUCAAUAUGUCAGAUCUACCAUUGGAAAUUCUAAUUAUUUUAAAAAAUUAUUUUUUUUAUUAUUUAUUACAGCUGUGAUAUAAAAGAACCUUCUAAUGUGGAACCAUUUGGUUAAUUUCAGUAUUAUGUGAAAGACUUUUCUCAUUCCAAUACAUUGAUUUUUCCUUUUAGGUUAUAUAUUUUUCAACUGUUUUUAGUCUGCAGGAGCUACCAGUAUUAACCCAUUUAUUCAUGUUUUAUAUUGCAUUUUUGUACUCUUGGAAUAUUUUGACCAGUUUGUUACUGUUAAAUAAAGUCCUACUAAAAAAAAUGAUCAAUUCU